AUGAAAUUGCUUAAAAUCUUCAAUUCCAAACGCCCAAUCCUCAAAUUUCUCUCCCAUCCCUAUUCUUAUUCCUAUUGCUAUUCCUCUUGUGUCUCCCAACCCCAAACACCGUCUUUCUCCAUUCCCCCACCAAUCACUGAAGCCACUUUGUUACAUUCCAUUGAAUCUUCUCAGUGGCAUUUCAUCAAACAGGUUGCCCCACACCUCACACCCUCACUUGUCUCUUCCGUGCUAACCAGCAUUCACCAAAACCCUCAACUUGCUCUUCACCUUGUAACCCACCUUCACAAUCACCCUCAUUGCCUUGACCUGACAACACGUUGCCUCGCCAUUUGCAUCCUCUAUCGCCUUCCAUCCCCAAAACCCUCUCUUGACCUCUUACACCAGCUCAUUCACACUGGCAUUGCCACCAACAGAAUGAUUUUAGAUGAAUUGGCACUUGCCCGUGAUCGUUUCAAUGCUAAGUCUAGCAUUGUCUUUGACCUUCUGGUCAGGGCUUACUGUGAACUCAAGAAACCCAAUGAGGCUUUGGAGUGUUUCUACUUGAUGAAGGAAAAGGGUGUUGUGCCCAAGAUUGAGACUUGCAAUCAGAUGUUGAGUCUGUUCUUGAAAUUGAAUGGAACCCAGAAGGCUUGGGUUCUGUAUGCAGAAAUGUUCAGGAUGCAAAUCAAAUCCAGUGUGUGCACUUUUAACAUAAUGGUUAAUGUGUUGUGUAAAGAAGGGAAGUUGAAGAAGGCAAAAGAGUUUAUUGGGAAUAUGGAGGCUGUGGGGGUGAAGCCUAAUGUUGUUACUUAUAACACUGUUAUACAUGGAUACUGUUUAAGAGGGAAGUUCCAAGAGGCUCGUGUGAUCUUUCAAACAAUGAAAGAUAAAGGUCUUGAGCCAGAUUACUACACGUAUAAUUCAUUUAUUACUGGGAUGUGUAAAGAAGGAAGGCUUGAGGAGGCAUCUGGGUUGCUUAGUAACAUGUUAGAAUUUGGCUUGGUUCCCAAUGUAGUAACAUAUAAUGCGUUUAUUGAUGGGUACUGCAAUAAAGGGGAUCUGGAUAAGGCUUUUGCCUACAGGGAUGAGAUGAUAAGUAAAGGCAUAAUGGCAUCUCUGGUCACCUAUAAUUUGUUUAUUCAUGCACUGUUUAUGGAAGGAAAGAUGGGAGAAGCUGAUAAUAUGAUAAAAGAAAUGAAAGAAAAAGGGUUGAAGCCCGAUGCUGUUACAUAUAACAUAUUGAUUAAUGGGUAUUGCAGAUGUGGGGAUGCAAAGAAAGCCUUCAGCCUUUAUGAUGAAAUGGUGACAAAAAGGAUUCAGCCAACACUGGUAACAUAUACGUCACUUGUAUACGUUCUUGGUAAAAGGAAUAGAAUGAAGGAGGCUGAUGACUUGUUUAAGAAGAUUCAACAAGAAGGUUUUUUGCCAGAUAUCAUAAUGUUUAAUGCAUUGAUUGAUGGUCACUGUGCAAAUGGUAAUAUUGAUCGUGCAUUUCAACUCUUGAAAGAGAUGGAUAACAUGAAGGUUAUUCCUGAUGAAAUCACUUAUAAUACCUUGAUGCAAGGAUACUGCAGGGAAGGGAAAGUGGAUGAAGCUCGGCAACUUCUUGAUGAGAUGAAGAGAAGGGGGAUCAAACCUGAUCAUAUUAGUUACAAUACACUCAUUAGUGGUUACAGUAAAAGAGGUGAUAUGAAGGAUGCUUUUAGAGUUCGUGAUGAAAUGCUGAAUAUAGGAUUUGAUCCUACGAUUCUCACUUACAAUGCUCUUAUUCAAGGCUUGUGUAAAAACAGAGAAGGUGAGCAUGCUGAAGAGCUCCUCAGAGAAAUGGUAAGUAAAGGUAUAACUCCAGAUGACAGCACCUACCUAUCUUUAAUUGAGGCGAUGGAGAAUGUUGAUGACCUGGUGGGAAAUGAUGAUAAGUGAACUUGUGCUUUCAUUUACUUGAAAUUGAAUUGAGAAAGAGCUGUUCAAGAAGAAAAAAAUUCUACCUUGGACACAAGCGUCUUGGCAUUCUUGAU
Messenger RNA from Gastrolobium bilobum, 2000 nucleotides. Its product is annotated as pentatricopeptide repeat-containing protein At2g15630, mitochondrial. The record is from RefSeq and is a predicted model, not a curated record. Bases 1 to 1905 code for a protein of 634 amino acids. The transcript has a single exon. Gene Ontology annotation, molecular function: protein binding. Lineage: Eukaryota; Viridiplantae; Streptophyta; Magnoliopsida; Fabales; Fabaceae.